Messenger RNA from Elephantulus edwardii (Cape elephant shrew), 306 nucleotides. Its product is annotated as protein S100-A7-like. The coding region runs from base 1 to 306 and encodes 101 amino acids. NCBI's taxonomy places the organism in Eukaryota, Metazoa, Chordata, Mammalia, Macroscelidea, Macroscelididae. The transcript is spliced from 2 exons. Gene Ontology annotation, cellular component: cytoplasm. Gene Ontology annotation, molecular function: calcium ion binding; transition metal ion binding. The record is from RefSeq and is a predicted model, not a curated record.
AUGAGCAACUUUCGACUGGAGGAGUCUAUCAAGGAGCUGGUCAAAUUAUUUCAUCAUUAUGCUAAACAAGAUGACACUAUUAACAAGGCUGACCUGCUGGCGAUGAUGACGGAGCACUUUCCUGACUUUCUCAAAGAAUGUAACAAAAAGGGCACAGAUUAUUUGGCCAAUAUCUUUGAGAAAAAAGACAAGAAUGGUGAUAAGAAGAUUGAUUUUUCUGAGUUUCUAUCUGCAAUAGGAGAUAUAGCUACAGACUACCACAAGCAGAGCCACCGUGCAGCACCCUGUUCUGAGGGACACCACUGA